CUCGCCAUAGGGCGUGUGUCUUUCUGCUGUCGGUCUGUCUGCAGGCCCACUAUACUGUGGGACUGUUGCUGUUUUCAGUUAACUCAAGUCUUCAGCUGUGACCUGUGAGAGCUGACCCCCUGUUCGUCUGACAGCUUACUGCAGCCAGAGUCAGCGGGAUGGAGGGGGAAGACAGGUGCUUCCUUGGGAGGUUUGUGGAGGAGUUCCCGGCUGCUCUUUUGGAAGGCAGUCCACUGCCUGUCAGCCCUCUGAGCCGCAAAGUGUCAGUGGAGGAGCUGCAUGGAGAGAGCCUGGAGCUGGGCCUGAGGCUGCUCGCUGCCAGGGGUGCUCCUGCAGGCCUCAGUGCUCUCCUGUGCCAGGCAGCGCUUUCCCAACUGCUGCAGAACGACCUGUCACCUUUCCACAGCUCCCAGGAAGCUGAGGACAGCCAGGAAGAGGAGCAGCAUGUAGUCUUGCUUCAGUCAGAGCCGGUCCAACGUCUCUUUCUCAACAAGCUGAUAGAGGUGGCACUGGCGUGGCAUCAGAACCUCCCCAAGCUCCGUCCCUCCCCCUCCCGGUUCCUCCGCUGCUCCAUUCAUGCCAUCAAGAACACGAGGAGGAAGAUGGAGGACAAACACGUGGUGCUGGCUGAGUUCAACCAGCUCUUUGGAAUCCAGGACGGAGUGGAUCGUGCCUACUACGCCGUGUUUGACGGCCAUGGAGGGGUGGACGCUGCCACCUACGCUGCCGCUCACCUCCAUGUUGCUCUGAGUAAACAGGAGAUGCUGCUGAGUGACGCAGCCACAGCCUUUAAAAAUGCCUUCAAGCACACUGAUGAUAGUUUCAAGAGCAAAGCCAAGCGAGAGCGUCUGCGCAGUGGCACUACAGGCGUGACGGUGCUGAUCCAGGGACAGGAGCUGACUGUGGCCUGGCUCGGAGACUCUCAAGCUAUUUUGGUCAGAAAGGGACAAGCUGUUACUCUCAUGGACCCCCAUAAACCAGACAGAGAGGAUGAGAAACAGAGAAUUGAGGAUCUUGGAGGCUGUAUCACCUUCAUGGGUUGCUGGCGCGUUAACGGCACUUAUGCUGUGUCCAGAGCUAUAGGUGACUUUGACCAGAAGCCCUACGUGUCUGGAGACGCGGACUGCUCCACAACCCAGCUGUGUGGGGACGAGGACUACGUGCUGCUGGCCUGUGACGGCUUCUUUGAUGCAGUCAAACCUUCAGAGGUCCCACAAAUGGUCCUGGAUGCCCUUCGGCAGUCUGGUGACCCAGAGGGCGGGGAAGACGCUCCUCUGGAACAGUCUGAGGAAGCUGUUGGACUGAGAGUGGCUCAACAGUUGGUAGGUGAAGCUAAGGCAGCGGGUUCUAGUGAUAACAUCACAGUGAUGGUGGUGUUCCUGCGUCCACCGCAGCAGCUGCUGGAUCAGGACUCCACCACAGGACCUGUACAAGCUACUCAGGACUCCACCUCCCAAGAUGCACCACAGCAGUAAAGGAGGAGGUCUGGUGCCCAGACAUCACUGUGCCAAGCUACUGCCUGACUCAGCAUAACUCAGCUUUUUUUGUCUCCAGGAGCUGUCAGACAUCCUGCAGACUGACAAACUUAUUUGAUGAUAAUGCCCGCGCCACACUGCCUGCGAGAACAGAGCUUCUGCAUCGUCAAAGCUUUUUUUUUUUUUUUUAAAAAAAAGAACAAUUGGCACCCAUGUUAACAGGUUAGAGCGGCCACACUGUUGGCAUGAGCAGCGCUGCUCAGCUGCAGCAUAUCUAGAGAUUCAGGGUCUCAUCUUUUUUUCCAGAUGACAUGCACAGUUUUUCUGCAAAAAUAGAGUGAAAAUGGUGAUUUAAUGGGACUUGUGGAAAUGCAGUACUCACAGCAGCAUGUAGCUCUGCAGCAGCGCCGCAGCAACAACGCUGCCUGUGUGAACACCAAAAGCAUGGGAGCCGCAGCAGUUAACUGUGGUAAUCCUCAUGUGCUGCUCAUGCAUGCAGUGUGUCCCGGGUGUAACAGCAGGCUGCGGUCACGCUGUGUCACUGCUUUUGAGGAAAAGUGUUCAUUUUAGAUUCAGUAAGGUUUGUUGGAUGAUGCAGGGCCAGAUGAGCCAGGUUCCCAGGGCAACAGUGAGCUGUGGGUCCUUAACAUGUCUCCUGCUUCCAGCAACCAACCAGCAUCUCAUUAAACAUUAACUUGUUUAAGUACAUACACCAUUUGAGCAUUAUAUCAACUUUUUGUGUACAUAUGUGUGUGUGUAUUCAAGUAAUAUCUCCCAGUAACUUCAACUGUGCCUUUACCAGUCAUGACCGUGGACUGUAUAUAUAGAUGGACAACACAUUUCCACUUUCCAGCACUGUGCAAAAAUUUGGCCAAAAUAUCCUAGUUACAGCUACUGCCAUCUUGUGCUGCUGCAACAUGUUUUCAUCCCAGC
Molecule: messenger RNA, 2408 nt
Organism: Plectropomus leopardus (leopard coralgrouper)
Lineage: Eukaryota; Metazoa; Chordata; Actinopteri; Perciformes; Serranidae
Gene: ppm1f
Product: protein phosphatase, Mg2+/Mn2+ dependent, 1F
Biological process (GO): protein dephosphorylation; negative regulation of protein kinase activity
Cellular component (GO): cytosol; nucleus
Molecular function (GO): cation binding; protein serine/threonine phosphatase activity
Source: RefSeq, a predicted model, not a curated record